This is a messenger RNA of Nerophis ophidion (straightnose pipefish), 1965 nucleotides long. It is a transcript of the gene htr1fa, whose product is annotated as 5-hydroxytryptamine (serotonin) receptor 1Fa. Lineage: Eukaryota; Metazoa; Chordata; Actinopteri; Syngnathiformes; Syngnathidae. Gene Ontology annotation, cellular component: plasma membrane. Bases 199 to 1389 code for a protein of 396 amino acids. Gene Ontology annotation, biological process: adenylate cyclase-activating adrenergic receptor signaling pathway. The transcript is spliced from 3 exons. The record is from RefSeq and is a predicted model, not a curated record. Gene Ontology annotation, molecular function: G protein-coupled serotonin receptor activity.
CGGCCGUGAUGACGCUAAGAGGCGCGUGGACGCACGCGAACAUCCGAGGAAUGCGAGACCGUCUCCCGUGGACCAAAACGCAGGCUGUUCCUGGGCGAGCGAGGUGAAGUGAUGGCAGAUCCGGCAGGCAGAGCGCAUGAGUGCACCACGUCCACUGCUGCGUGAAAACCACUGGAGAGCAAAGUGUGGAGACCAAGAAUGGAUUUUGCCAACUGCACCGAGGGCGUGUUCGCGACAAGCAGCGGCGGUUUCGAAACAGCGGAUACCGCCAAGCAACCUCCCAAGAAGAUCCUUCUCUCAGUCACGCUCUCCGUCCUGGCCGUGGUCACCACGUUCCUCAACUGCUUGGUGAUCACCGCCAUCGCCGUCACGCGCAAGCUGCAUCACCCGGCCAACUACCUCAUCUGCUCCUUGGCGGUGACGGACCUCCUGGUGGCCGUGCUGGUCAUGCCUUUCAGCAUCGUCUACAUUCAGAAGGAAAGCUGGCUGAUGGGCCAGGCACUGUGCACCCUCUGGUUGAGCGUGGACAUCACAUGCUGCACCUGCUCCAUCCUCCACUUGGCCGCCAUUGCCAUCGACCGCUACCGGGCCAUCACCGACGCAGUGGAGUACUCGCGCAAACGCACGGGGGCCCGAGCGGGGGCCAUGGUGGCGGUGGUGUGGCUCUUGUCCAUCCUCAUCUCGCUUCCUCCUCUCCUGUGGCGUCACUACAGCGGUGAUGCAGAUGAGAAGGACCAGUGCAUCAUCCUGCACCAUCACAUGGCCUUCACCCUCUACUCCACCCUCGGGGCCUUCUACAUCCCACUGCUGCUCAUCCUCAUCCUCUACUAUAAGAUCUACCGGGCGGCUCAAACUCUGUACAUGCGCCGGGAGGCCAGCAGGGCGAGCCGCCAGUCCUGCAUGACCAACGGCAGCAUGAUCCCGUCAUCCUAUCCCGGCGAAGAUAAGGACAGAGGGCCUCGGAGCCCGGAGCUGGUCAGCCCGCGAGAUAAAUCUUUCUCCGACCCUUCCACCGAGGAGCCCCCACGCGAACGGGCACGUAUUUCGGUGAAGAAGUUCCACUGCAAGUCUCGCCGGCACGAAUCUCGCAGUGAGUCACGGCGGAGCCAGCUCUCCCAAGGACCGCGGAUCUCGGGCUCGCGGGAACGCAAGGCCGCCUCCACGCUGGGCUUGAUCAUCGGCGCUUUUGUCAUCUGCUGGUUGCCCUUUUUCGUCAAGGAGGUGAUCGUCAACACGUGCGGCUCGUGCAGCACGUCGGUGGAGACGGCGGACUUCCUCACGUGGCUGGGCUACCUCAACUCGCUCAUCAACCCGCUCAUCUACACCAUCUUUAACGAGGACUUCAAGAAGGCUUUCCAGAGACUUGUUCGAUGCAGCAGUUACCUCUGACCGCUGACCGCUUGGUACGAAUUAGUGAUCGGAGCAAAGGAAAGAGUCGGACUUGCCUGAAAGGGAGGAAAAAUAACAUCUCCCGAGUGGAAAAUGGGAGACACGUUUUCAGAGGCACUCGACGAGGCACUUGAGUCUCUUUACUACAGCAGCAGAGAAAUGUCCACUUUGCAUUUCCUGUUAUGAUUACCCGAGCCUGAGAGCUCAUUGGGGGUCUCUCAAGAUGGACCAUUGUUUACCUUUUCCAUGCCCGGUUUUUGAGCGGUGGUCGUCCUUUUAGAGAUCAGAAAUAUUUCCCCCAUUUUGUCCGAGUGGCUGACGGGAACAAAGAAUGUCAAAAAUGUGUAGCGGGAUGUUUAUCUAAAGCAGGGAUGUCCAAAGUUCGGCCCAUGUUUUAUUGGCCCCACCCACAUUUGCAAAACACGUCCCAGAUUACAACUUUCCAUCCAUCCAUCCAUCCAUCUUCUUCCGCUUAUCCGAGGUCGGGUCGCGGGGGCAGCAGCCUAAGCAGGGAAGCCCAGACUUCCCUCUCCCCAGCCACUUCGUCUAGCUCUUCCCGGGGGAUCCCGAGGCGUU